Molecule: messenger RNA, 951 nt
Organism: Cotesia congregata
Lineage: Eukaryota; Metazoa; Arthropoda; Insecta; Hymenoptera; Braconidae
Source: the annotation of a GenBank genome assembly
AUGGAGAAGUAUCGUGCAGAUAAAUUGUUUUAUAAUGUCAAUUUGGCUGUCAAGUCUGUGGUACAGAAUGGAGUGUCAGAGAUUGAAGACUUAGCUGAAAAAAUAGAUAAUAAUGAAACGUUAUGUGAAAAAUUAGAGGACCAACGGAGAGCUCACCGCGAGUAUGAAUCAAAAUUGAUGACUGAGUACUUGAACAAUGUCAAAAUAUUGAAGGAAUUAAAUGAAAAAUAUUUAACUGACGCCCAGUUGAUAUCAAUUAAAUAUGAGCGACAGCAGUUGAAUGAAUACAAACAGUCUUUGACGAGACAAAAUGACUUGACGCAAAUUUGCGCGUUUACUAAAAGUAAAUCCGCCGCUAUAAUGGCGACAAACAAAAAAUUAGAAAAUGAAAUACAGUCUAAAAGAAUAAAAGUAAUAUCACAAUUUACGUCAUUACUUAAUCGGUACGAUUCGGAAAUUGGUGAUAAAAAAAUUUAUUUGGAAAAAUUAAGAGCCGAACGUUGUGAUUUAGAAGAAAAUUUAAAAGAAAUUGAGGAAAUUAUUAACCAACAAUCAGCUAUUUAUGAUGAGUACAUGUACAAACGCCGUCAAGUUGAUGUAGACCGAGUGGAGGCGACAAGAAAGAGUCACGCUGCUAGAACAAUUCAACACUCGAUUAAUGAUCGCUCUAAUUUAAUCCUAAUACACAAUCCUAUCAGCGUAGCUAGAGAGCAAUGUGGCACAGUGGGAUUGAAUUCAACGCGGAUGACAAAGGUCCCGUUGGGGACAGUUUCUUUCAACUCAGUAAUGUCUUUUUCGGUAACCUCACUUGGAUUUUUUUUAUUAACAAGAUCUUGUGCAGUCCCCAUAUCUCCAUCAGGCAACAAACCAUCUUUUAUUUUAGUGCCAAUAGAUAAUUUUCGUAUCCAAGAUAACAUACUUGCAAUUGCGAUCUACAAUUUAAAAAAAUAA